This is a messenger RNA of Tilletiopsis washingtonensis, 1208 nucleotides long. RefSeq lists its product as hypothetical. The coding region runs from base 27 to 1208 and encodes 393 amino acids. The record is from RefSeq and is a predicted model, not a curated record. Gene Ontology annotation, biological process: protein sumoylation. Gene Ontology annotation, cellular component: cytoplasm; SUMO activating enzyme complex. Lineage: Eukaryota; Fungi; Basidiomycota; Exobasidiomycetes; Entylomatales. The transcript is spliced from 7 exons. Gene Ontology annotation, molecular function: SUMO activating enzyme activity.
GCACACCCACCACACUCGCCGCAAGCAUGGCAGCCGCACCCACACACACCGGCGGCGACGUCGACGAGGCCGAGGCCGCGCUCUACGACCGCCAGAUCCGCCUCUGGGGCCUGGAGGCGCAGAACCGCAUGCGCCGCUCCCACAUCCUCCUCGCCGGCCUCGGCGGCGUCGCGACCGAGGCGCUCAAGAACAUCGUCCUCGCCGGCGUCGGGCGCGUCAGCCUGCUCGACGACGCGCCCGUGCAGCCGGGCGAUCUCGAGGCCGGCUUCUUCUGGCGCGAGGACGACGUGGGCAACGCCCGUGCCGCCUGUGCGCUGCCGCGCGUCCAGGCGCUCAAUCCGCUCGUCAAGGUCGACGUGCUGCACGGCCCGCUGCUCGAGGGCGCGCACGAGGACGUCGCGGCGCGCCUGGCCGAGCUCGGCGUCGCCGUGCUCGUCGUCUCUGCCGAGCUGGCACACGACCGCACCCGUCUUAUCCAGCUCAACGACCUCUGCCGCACGCUCUCGCUCAAAUACUACGUGUCUGCGGCACAGGGCUUCGGCGGCUACAUCUUCUCGGACCUCGGGCCGCGCCAUGAGUACAUCGUCGAGCGGCCCGUCGCCUCGACAUCGGCCGCGCCUGCGCCGCUGGCGGCCACCACCAGCAGCAGCGCCGAUCCCACAGCUGCUGCCGCUGCGGCCGCUGCGCCUGCCGAGGCGACGUCGGCGCAGCCCGAGAAGGUGCAGAUCAAGAAGCGGCAGGCCUUUGUCACGCUGCAGGAGGCACUGCGCACAAAGUGGAAGGGCAAGAAGGGCAAGCGCAUGAGCCCGGGUGUCUUUGCGACGUGGGCGCUGUGGGAGCACACGUCGCGGCCAAGCGGCUCAUCCGAGCAGCCGCCAUCACCGGAAGAGCUGCACAAGACCUGCCUCACGAUCCUCGACGCAGCCGGCGUGCCGUCGAGCGUGCUCACAGCAGGCGGCGAGCCCGAUGAGGUGUCCUUCUUCACAUCCUUCCUGCGGAGUCAGACGACACACGGCGACUUCUCACCCACAUGUGCCAUCAUCGGCGGCGUGCUGGCGCAGGACAUUCUCAACGCGCUCGGCGGGCGGGAAGAGCCGCUGUGCAACUGGUUCCAGCUGGACGGCCUGGCGGGCAAGGGCCCGGUGCACGACAUCGGCACGCCUCCGAGCGACGUCAUCCCAGCUGCGGCCGUGGCAGCACCCGCCUAG